This is a messenger RNA of Anopheles stephensi (Asian malaria mosquito), 723 nucleotides long. RefSeq lists its product as uncharacterized. The transcript is spliced from 2 exons. The record is from RefSeq and is a predicted model, not a curated record. Lineage: Eukaryota; Metazoa; Arthropoda; Insecta; Diptera; Culicidae. Bases 2 to 535 code for a protein of 177 amino acids.
GAUGAAACGUCUUCGAAUCCUGAUUCUAGUGCUGGCCAUAACAAACACAGCGUUUUCUACAAGGAUUAUUUUGAAACGAUUUCAGUGCAUAGGCUACCCGUACGAGAUCAGUAAACUGCGCUACUGUCAGUUGGAAACGCUACGCAACGGAACACAGGUGACCGGAGUUGUUGUAGAAAUUUUACACAAUUUGCAAAAGGUCUUCGUUACCGGUGGCCUUUACAUACAGUACUUCCGGACACGCGCUCAACUGCUAACCACCACGAUGGAGUACUGUCAGGAAAACCGGGACCCACUGUCGGUUGGAAAUGCGGCAACAAAAUUUACCCUAGAUUAUGCGCAGCAGCAUUUUCCGCAGCUAAUUACCGAGUGUCCUAUCGAACGCGGUAAGUUGUUCAACGUUACCGGUGUGCGUGUUGAAGAUGCGCUUAUACCAGCAUUUGUGAUACCGGGAUCGUACUACGUGGAGUUGCGCAUCUACAACAAACGAAAUCAAACCGUAUUUAGUGGUUCGUUAGAUGCAGAGAUAAAAUGAAUAAAAAGAAAGGGAAAUCUGUCAAAGGUGCAUUGUAAAACUGCUGACAUAGGAAAACAAUGAGAAAACUAUAAAAUAAUAUAAAAAUAAACAAUAAACAAUAUAAUCAGUACCAAGAAAGAAUUAGCAAUAAAAAGGCAACUGUACAACGAAUCAAGCAAGAGCUCAAUGCUCACGAUACAAAACCA